AUGUCUAAGACUAAGGUUUCCUCCAAGGCUGACAAGCCCAGCAAGGUCAACAAGGUCAAGGAGGCCGCUGUCGCCAAGACUGAGAAGAAGGCUGCCAAGGUCUCUACCAAGGAGUCUAAGAACAAGAAGAAGGCUCCUACCCCCUCUUCCUCAUCUGAGUCUGAGUCUGAGAGUGAGGAGUCUUCCUCUUCCUCCAGCGAGAGCGAGGAGGAGAAGCCUGUGAAGAAGGUUGCUAAGAAGGAGGUUGCCAAGAAGGUUGCCAAGAAGGCUGAGUCUUCUUCCGAGUCCUCAUCCGAGGAUGAGGAGAUGAAGGAUGCCAGCUCUAGCUCCAGUGAGAGUGAGGAUGAGAAGCCUGCUCCCAAGAAGGCCGUUGCCAAGAAGGUUGCUGAGAAGGAGGAGUCUUCCUCUGAGUCUUCUUCCGACUCCGAGUCUGAGGAUGAGAAGUCCGCCAAGAAGGAAGUUGCCAAGGAAGAGUCCUCUGACUCCAGCGACAGUGAGUCCGAGUCUGAGGACGAGGCUCCCAAGGCCAAGAAGGAGUCUUCCGAUUCCGACAGCUCCGACAGCUCCGACUCUGAGUCCGACUCCGAGGCCAGCGAGGAGACCCCCAAGGACUCCAAGAAGCGCAAGGCCGAUGAUGAGCCUGCCGCCUCUGCCAAGAAGUCUAAGACUGACGACCUCCCCGAGGGUGCCUCCGCCAACCUUUUCGUCGGUAACCUGUCAUGGAACGUCGAUGAGGAGUGGCUGCAGCGUGAGUUCGAAGAGUUCGGUGAACUCUCUGGUUGCCGUAUUGUGACUGACCGUGAAUCCGGCCGCUCUCGCGGAUUCGGUUACGUCGAGUUCACCAACGUUGCUGAUGCUGCUAAGGCCUUCGAGGCCAAGAAGGGUACCGAGCUUGACAACCGCCCCAUUAACAUUGACUACGCCGCUGCCCGCCAGAACAACGCCGGUGGUGACCGCACCCAGGCUCGUGCUAAGACCUACGGUGACCAGACCAGCCCCGAGAGCGAUACCCUGUUUGUUGGAAAUCUUCCCUUCGGUGCUACCGAGGACGCUAUGCACGAGGUCUUCGGUGAGCAAGGUACCGUCCUUGGUAUCCGUCUCCCCACCAACCCCGACGAUGGUCGUCUCAAGGGUUUCGGCUAUGUUCAGUUCUCUUCCGUUGAAGAGGCCAAGGCUGCCCACGGUCAGCUCCAAGGCUUCGAUUUCGAUGGUCGCCCUCUGCGCCUGGACUUCAGCACUCCCCGCCCUCCCCGUGAGAACGGUGGUGGUUUCGGCGGUGGCCGCGGUGGCGGUGGUCGUGGUCGUGGUGGCUUCGGUCGCGGCGGUGGUGACCGUGGUGGUCGUGGCCGUGGUGGUUUCGGUGGUCGUGGAGGCCGUGGUGGCUUCGGUGACCGCGGUGGCCGUGGUGGUUACAACAAGGCCUCCGGUGGUAUCCCUGAGUUCAAGGGAACCAAGGUUACCUUCUAA
Molecule: messenger RNA, 1467 nt
Organism: Penicillium taxi
Lineage: Eukaryota; Fungi; Ascomycota; Eurotiomycetes; Eurotiales; Aspergillaceae
Product: putative nucleolin protein Nsr1
Exons: 3
Coding region: 1-1467 (488 amino acids)
Cellular component (GO): cytosol
Molecular function (GO): mRNA binding
Source: RefSeq, a predicted model, not a curated record